Molecule: messenger RNA, 1239 nt
Organism: Dreissena polymorpha
Lineage: Eukaryota; Metazoa; Mollusca; Bivalvia; Myida; Dreissenidae
Product: monocarboxylate transporter 12-B-like
Exons: 7
Coding region: 1-1239 (412 amino acids)
Biological process (GO): transmembrane transport; monocarboxylic acid transport
Molecular function (GO): monocarboxylic acid transmembrane transporter activity
Source: RefSeq, a predicted model, not a curated record
AUGUCAAUACAGGUCGGGGCCAUGCUGCUGUCAGGUCCUUUGGCCAGUGCCUUUGUGAACCGCUUCGGAUGCCGCGCGGUGGCGUUUGUGGGAACUAUAAUAGCCACUUCCGGUUUCCUUAUCAGCGCGUUCGCUUCCUCAGUCCUAUGGCUGUAUGUAUCAUUUGGGCUCAUCGCAGGGCUGGGUUUCGGUCUGCUGAACAUGCCCCCGUACGUGAUGAUCGCCCGAUACUUCGACCGGCGACUUUCCCUCGCUAUCGGACUGGGCUCCAUGGGCUCAGGACUUGGAAUGCUUAUCUUGAACCCCAUGUCUGAGAUGCUUAUCGACGAGUACUCCUGGCGGGGCACGCUUGUUAUACAGGCGGGUAUGAUCCUUCACGGACUGGCCUGCUCGCUCGUCCUGCGUCCGCUUAACCACACAGCUCGUGAACCAGACAAUCGCGGGCAGAGAAAAACAAUUACAGACACGGAGCUAAAUAAAAAAAGGGAUUUGCACAAUGGAGAUAGUGUUGAAAUUACAUCAUUUCAACAAAAUGUUUCGUUGAAGUUAAUUUCAAAUUCAAAUCUUAAAAAGGUGGUCUUCGAAACCAAGUUGCUGGAAAAACAAGGUAUCGAGGAAGAUGAUACAAACACAUGUACUGAAAUUAUUGAAAUUACUCUUGCAGAGUCAAUACUACAGAUUAACCAAAGACGUGCUUUAAACGAAGACGUGCAACGCAACUACACGGGACAGAAACGAUGGCUUAGUAUCGCCCCCUUACGCAACCCGGGCUUUGUGAUAUUGAUUGUCUCCAACUUGCUAACAGAACUGGCACAUAAUGUCCCCUUCGCGUAUGUGCCCUAUAUGAUGGUCGAUAAAGGGUUCCCGAAACAGGAUGCAGUCACUGUGAUCUUCUGUAUUGGUCUCCUCAGUACGAUAGCACGAGUUGUAAUUGGCUGGAUAGCGGACCGGAAAUGGGUCAGUCGGGCGCGCCUGUGCAGCCUCGUGCUUGUUAUCAAUGGCGUGUUGAUCACCAUGGCGCCUUUCUGCGCCAGCCGCACCGCCUUCUUGGCGUUCGGAAUCCUCUUUGGACUAUCCACCGGAAGCGCCAGCUCUCUGCGUGGCUCCCUGGUACCAGACCUGUUUGGCGAGGCGCAGAUAGCGGACUUCAGCGGCAUAAACAGGUUUUUCAGCGCUGUCGCGGCCUUCACCGGCCUUCCCGCUGCAGAAAGGCGCAGUAUUGUGAUAGACUCCGAGUAG